UAAUAUGGGGAACCGAAUCUUUUUGUAGUGGGUGGUUUGAUCAAGCCACUCGAGACAGUGCUAGCCCGACGACAGGUGGAUAAGCAUUUACGUGUAUCCGCACUAUCUAUUUUGAGUACUGCUUGUCAGACAUCUCCCAUGGCACUUGAGAGAUUCAUGCAACCGCUGACAAAUUGGGUACUCAACAUUCUCGAGUUUGAAGAAGAAACUGAAAUUCGGCGAGCUGCCACCGUCCUGAUACUAUCUCUGUUCCGUGGCCUUGCCUCUGACACCUUGUACCAAUUUCCUCCGGAAGAACUUCGUCGCACAUAUCGAUCCCUUCGUUAUAUCGAAGACACCGACCCUGAUGAACUGACAAGAGGUCAUGCUCGUACCGCACUAAGUGACUUGGAUGUGAUUAUGCGACGAGAACUUUUUGAGAAAUAAAAUCAUGAUCCACCAAUUAUCCCAAUCCAUUGUUUCCACAGCGACCAAUUACUAUUUAUCAGUAUUGGAACAUGCCUUAUUUUUUUUAUCG
Zychaea mexicana is the source of this 517-nucleotide messenger RNA. RefSeq lists its product as uncharacterized. Lineage: Eukaryota; Fungi; Mucoromycota; Mucoromycetes; Mucorales; Lichtheimiaceae. The record is from RefSeq and is a predicted model, not a curated record. The transcript is spliced from 2 exons. Gene Ontology annotation, biological process: protein secretion. Bases 139 to 426 code for a protein of 95 amino acids.